Lachancea mirantina is the source of this 1650-nucleotide messenger RNA. The record is from the annotation of a GenBank genome assembly. Lineage: Eukaryota; Fungi; Ascomycota; Saccharomycetes; Saccharomycetales; Saccharomycetaceae.
AUGGCCAAGACAGAGAUUGAGACCGGUGCCGCUACAGGGGUCACUCUAGGUGCUGGUUCUGGGGCUUCGCUCGGAACCAGUACGGGGACCAGCACUGGGGGCGGAACGGGAAGCGGUCAAGGCCACGCUGCCGCAGGCAGUUCGCCGGUGUGUAGAAAUUGUCACACGUCAACGACACCGCUGUGGCGGCGUGACGAGCACGGUGCCGUGCUGUGCAAUGCGUGCGGGCUGUUUCUAAAGCUUCACGGGCGACCCAGGCCGAUCAGUCUCAAGACAGACGUGAUCAAAUCGCGCAACCGCAAGGGCGCCGCACAUCAACAGACAGACGCUGUCUUGGACAAGAAACGCAAAGAAAGUCCGCUCGUACAUGCCAGCGCGGGCCCAGAGUCCGUUGCUGAUACGCAUUUCCAAGGACUUGGAUCUCCGUCGCACGCCAGCCAGGGCCAUGCGUCGCUAGCGCACACAGGCGGAUCAGGACCACAAACGAAAAGACGCAAGCCACGUGAUAUGCGUGACGUACACGCCGCGGAAACACUAGGGACGCUUAUGAAGAAUGGCUCCGGUGCCGGUGUCGGUGCGAGCUCUUCAAAUGCGUCGCCCGCAUUGGGCCCCGACUUGACGAAUCUGAACGGGUCUUACCCCGAAAUUUUACCCAGCGGACCCAUACAGGACCCCUCCAGUACGAAUUCCUCUGCGGCGGCCGCGAUAGCCGCUGCAGCAGGUUACAAAGUUUCGUUGCCCCACUUCUCGAUGCUGCUGGGCGGUGUUCCUACGCCCCCGCCAGCAGUCCCUCCUUACAAUGCCCAAAGUAACAGUCCGGGCCCGCAGCAAGAGGCCCAAAACCAAAAACAGGCUCGGUCUGUUUCCCAACCUGCACCGCAGCCUCCGUCUCAACAAAAGAAAAGUCCCGUGGCAGCGCCCGUCGCGUCUCCCACGUUGCGCGCUCACAACGAACUACUAGAGCGACAAUCGUCACAUCUGGCAUCCAUCAACGAGAUCCUGCGCAGUCAAAAACCUAGAUCAGAAAAAUCUGCGUCCGCUGUGGCUUCGCCUUCGAUGGUCGCCCAAAGGGAUUUGACCGCUACGCAGACUCACACGCCCACGAUUACACCAAUUCCUUCGCAUGCAGACAUGCUCAUGGCACAGGCUAUGGGCCCUGCUCACAGCCAGUCUGAGCAUUUGGCUCAACCGGAAUCUCGAUAUUCGAAUUCGCCUCCUCCAAUGGAUCUGCAGCGACGCAACGUCGAAUCUAGUACCACGAGUAGAAGCAGUGCUGUGGACGAAUCGCUGGUCCUAAAAUCCGAGCUGGGCCAUUCACAUCACCUAUCGCAGCAUGGCAAGCCGCGUGGCGACGAUAAAAUACAUCAAUAUGACGAAAGAAAUGAAAGGGACGAGAGGGACCGGAAACAGCUGCAAACACAGGCCAGAGUGGCGCGCACGCCGUCGCGGCCCGUACAAUUACCUGGCCAGGCCACCGAUAAUACGCAGUUGCCCAUAGCGCAAACUCUACAACACCAAGAAGAGGUAAUCAAGCUCAGGACGCGGAUCAGUGAGCUAGAGUUGGUCACGGAUCUUUACAAGAGACAUAUUUUCGAGCUCGACGCCAAGUGUCGAGAUUUGGAGACCAAGUUGAAUGACAAUGGCAACUGA